Coccidioides posadasii C735 delta SOWgp is the source of this 1827-nucleotide messenger RNA. NCBI's taxonomy places the organism in Eukaryota, Fungi, Ascomycota, Eurotiomycetes, Onygenales, Onygenaceae. The record is from RefSeq and is a predicted model, not a curated record.
AUGCAUCAUACAGAGAUGACGAAUGAUUUAUGGAGGGCUUUCAAAGAAUCUCAGAAGAUUAUAAGUCUUAUCAAAGAUGAUCAAACAAAACGAAAUGCAUACAGUUAUAUCCGGAGUAUUUCCUUCCUUUUCCGACAAGGAUUGGCAUGCAAGCAAUCACAAGAGUCUUGUAAACCUGUGUUUAAACGAUUUGACAACCCAAACCCGGCCGGGCAUUGUAGCCCUUAUAUUACAUGCAUUAAUGCAAAUGUCACAUAUCAACAUGAUCAUUUUUUCCGUGCAAUAAAUGGUCGUACACAGCUUGAUAUGGUCUUCCUAGAAGAACUAUUCAGUGAGAAUGUGGUUAAUGAUUUUGAGGCUUGUAACGUUAUUGAACCAAAUUCUACACGAAAAAGAGAUUGUGUUAUCUUUCAUGCCUUCCUGCCAAACAAUAUUGAAUCCUGUCCUUGGCUGCUCUUCGUUUCACAUGGCAAACAUACACAUCCACCACCUCCUCCUAGCAAGCCACCUAGAGUUGUUAUGAAACGCAUAACACAGCUGGUUUCAAACAUGAUAUCACCAAAUCUAACAUUAACCUCCUUUUUGAAGUCACCGGCUCUUGAAGAACUUUGUCUUGAAUACAAUACAUCCUCCUUGUCAAACAUACAUGCAAGCUUGACAAAUAUGGAUCGAAUAUCCACAAUUAUCCGCAAACAACGAUUACUUUGCUAUCCAGAGGGACAGGGAUAUAAUAGUGUUUUGCUGGAGCAAAGCCGUAAUCCAGCAAUUAAGGAAUAUAUUCAAAAGAUGUAUCAAGAUCCUGAAGGUCUAAUGAUCAUCUGCAUAUUGAAAGAUCAGGCAAGAUUACUCUCAGAGCUUAAUUUCUUCGAGGUGGAUAUAUCUUAUAAGCGCCUAAAAGGCUCUAACCUAAAUGAAGUGGUGUUUACAACUUUUCUGGCUCAACAUGCAAAAGUUAUUACGCUUGUGCGUGUGUUUACGGAGCAUGAUAGUAAGAAUGGGUACUAUCUUCUAUUCAAGCGGGUAUUUGAUGUUAUUGAAACACUCAUUGGUCUUCCAAUAGCAUGGUUUCAUUUACAUGGAGUGGGAAUUGAAGGAGUUGGAUUAGAUAUGGACCGAAAACAAACAGAUGGCCUUGCUCUCUAUCUAACUGAGAUUGACACGGAGCACCGGGAUCGAGAUUGGCAAUUACGCAAUAUUGUCAUAUUCUCUCGAGUACGUUUCAUGCGUGGAAUUACUCAGGCAGUUGGAGCAAGAGAUAGAGGCAUUGGCGUUUAUAGUCGCAUGGCAAGCUUGUUGGACUGCCAUUCACAAGAGGAUUAUAUGCAACUAUGCAAUCUACUGAUUGCACAUGAAAAUCAGAAGGUUCAGGACUGGGCAAGACAUAAAAAAGAUAUUAUUAUUGCUUCAGGAUUGAACAAGCAUUGCAGUUUGAUUCCAGAGCAUAUAUAUGAGAGGUUACGAAAGCAUACUAAUGCCGCGGAACAAACUCAUAAUAAAUCUUAUGCUUUUGGCAAACAUGAGUCUCUAUUGCAGGCUUUGACCAGCUCAUGGAAACUUGAUAAGCGUGAUAUUUUACAAUAUCAUGCACGCGAGGAUUAUGGCGCGUGUCACUCAUAUCAAUCAAGUAAUAUUGAGUCUCUAUAUCACCGGCAUAUUCAACAAAGUGUUCAACGUCGGCGGUCCUACUCACAAUUUCGUGCCUCAACUGAAGAUAUAGUGGAUAUAGACACUAGAUCCCAAGCCUCUACUAUUUCUGCUGGCUCAUCUUUGGGUAACCUGGACUCUAUUCCUCAAAGAUCUCCAAGGCCAGCCAGAAGAGCACGGUAA